UCCAAACCCCCUGAUUCCGCCUCUGGGGCUGGGAGCCUCCGUGUCUCCGUCUCUGGUCUCUCUGGGGCGCUUGUGGGGCGGCGUCCAUGGGCUCCGCGGGGCUCCCCCUGGUGCUGCUGCUGCUGGUAGUUGGAGCGCUGGCCCGGAUCCCCGGAAGCGAAGGGGGGAAGGAGACCCCCGCCCAUUUCCUGGUCCAGUGGAAGCUUGAGUGCCAUUUCUUCAAUGGGACGCAGCGGGUGCGACUCCUGGACUGGUACAUCCACGACCGGCAGGAGAUGGACUACUACGACAGCGACCUCGGGAAAUACGUGGCCGUCACUCCGUUGGGGCAGCCCGAUGUGGACAAGUGGAACAGCGAUAAGGUCUUCAUGCAGAUCAAGAGGGCCGAAGUGGAUCGCUUCUGCAGGAACAACUACGAGGCAGCCAAGACCGGUCAGAUGGUGGGCCGGAGAG
Molecule: messenger RNA, 453 nt
Organism: Crotalus tigris (Tiger rattlesnake)
Lineage: Eukaryota; Metazoa; Chordata; Lepidosauria; Squamata; Viperidae
Product: H-2 class II histocompatibility antigen, A-D beta chain-like
Exons: 2
Biological process (GO): antigen processing and presentation; immune response
Cellular component (GO): MHC class II protein complex; membrane
Source: RefSeq, a predicted model, not a curated record